UCCAGCAGUAUCUCCGUCGUUGUCGCUGCCGCUGGGUAGCAGUUCCUGUCUCGUAGCCGGGAGUGGUGGUCGCUGUGCUCCGCCGGGAGGUCCCGUCCACACCCGGGAUCCAUAGAGGGCGUCACCCCUGCUCCAUCUGUCACCAUUCAUUGUUGUCACUCCGGAGGGGCAGCAGCGGCUCCAUAGACACCGUCAUCGUGACAGCAGCUCCAGGCCUGUGACCAGGGCUCUUCAUCCGGCCGGGGGAGCGCCGCACUCAGCCCGAGAUCGCUCCACAGAUUACGGUGUGGAAGCUCAUGAGCUAUGAGUCAGCUCCCCGGCUGUCCUAUUGGUUGCAGUGUGGUGUUUACCUGUUUUACAUAGCACCUUCCUACCCACCGGCUGAGUCAGCACGCCUCACCAACACACAUAAGUGAAAGAAAGCAGGCGAAGCAGGAUAUUGUGCGUGCCAGCGGGUGGCAGGAGGAGGUUGCCACACUUUGCUCUGGGAUUGUAUUGCUCUCUGCCCGCUCUUCACAGAGGAUUCUUUACCGGGAGCUGAAGAGACAAAAUAAUGAAAACAGUGCACCAAAACUCUUGAUAAGACUGGGGUAUAAGUAACGGCCACGCUCAUGUUUUCUCCUGAUCAAGAAAAUCACCCUGCUAAAGCACCUGUGAAGUAUGGGGAGCUCAUUGUACUGGGUAGGUACAAUGGCUCUCUACCAAACGGGGACAGAGGCAGGAGGAAAAGCAGGUUCGCUUUGCUGAAAAGACUGAAAGCAAAUGGGGUGAAGCCCAGUACUGUUCACAUUGCCUGUACGCCGCAGGCAGCAAAGGCAAUAAGUAACAAGGACCAACACAGCAUAUCCUACACAUUGUCCCGGGCACAGACUGUGGUGGUAGAGUACACACAUGACAGCAACACGGACAUGUUUCAGAUUGGAAGGUCGACAGAAAGCCCUAUUGAUUUUGUGGUAACCGACACAGUUCCAGGAAGCCAGAGUAACACCGAUACCCAGUCCGUUCAGAGCACCAUCUCCAGAUUUGCAUGCAGAAUCAUAUGCGAAAGAAACCCUCCCUUCACCGCACGAAUAUAUGCCGCAGGCUUCGACUCUUCUAAGAAUAUUUUUCUCGGGGAGAAAGCUGCCAAGUGGAAGACUGUAGAUGGACAGAUGGAUGGGUUAACAACAAAUGGAGUCCUUGUUAUGCAUCCACGCAACGGAUUCACGGAGGACUCUAAGCCAGGGGUCUGGAGGGAGAUAUCUGUGUGCGGCAAUGUGUUUAGUUUGCGAGAAACCCGCUCUGCCCAACAGAGAGGAAAGAUGGUGGAAAACGAAAGCAACGAACUUCAGGAUGGAUCCCUUAUCGAUCUAUGUGGAGCAACUCUGUUAUGGCGUACAGCUGAAGGACUUUCCAGAACUCCGACUGUGAAACACUUGGAAGCCCUGAGACAGGAAAUCAACGCAGCGAGACCUCAGUGCCCUGUCGGUUUUAACACACUAGCUUUUCCCAGCAUGAAAAGAAAGGAUGUGGUCGACGAGAAACAGCCUUGGGUCUACCUGAACUGUGGGCAUGUGCAUGGCUACCACAACUGGGGGAAUAAAGAAGAACGGGACGGCAAAGACCGGGAAUGUCCAAUGUGUCGUUCAGUGGGACCCUACGUUCCUCUAUGGCUGGGAUGUGAAGCUGGAUUUUAUGUGGAUGCGGGCCCACCUACUCAUGCCUUCAGCCCCUGUGGACACGUCUGCUCAGAGAAAACAACUUCCUACUGGUCCCAGAUCCCUCUCCCUCACGGUACUCACACUUUCCACGCAGCGUGCCCCUUCUGUGCACACCAGCUUUCAGGAGAACAAGGUUACAUCAGACUUAUUUUCCAAGGACCUCUAGACUAAGUUGCUUCAAACUUUUUUUAUUUUAUUUUUCCUUUUGUCAGGGCUUGCACUGAACACACAAGCUAAGAUGGGUUUAGUUUGCUUUUUUCCUGUGGACUUUUCCGACUUACUAGGACCCCCUCAGCAAGUUUGCAUCGGAAAAGGAACACGACAGAAGGACGGAGAACCAAUGAAGAGAAAUGGGAAAACACAAAAAUAAAACAAAAAAAACUUUUCUGUGCAACCAGACAUUUCAAAACGGAAUUAUGCAGAUCUGAUACAAAUGCCUUCAUUACUCUUUUCUGAAUGACCCGCCUCAGUAUUAAAUUAUUUUGUGGAAACUGGGGAAGAAAACAGUCAGCUCAAACUACAUUAGUUUACAGUUCAACACACAUUGUAAAUUAUAGCAUAUGACAAUUUUUUUGUAUUUAAAUUUAGUACGGAAAAAUUCCCAGUGACUUGAUAGAAUCGUCCUGCAUACUGACUCCGUGUACACUUUGGAUACUUAAAGUAGCCCAGGGACAAGUCAUCGCAACGCAAAUAAGGACAGCGUUCAGCGGUUUCUUUUUUGUUUUCCGCCACGGGACGGGCACAUCUCACCAUCGAAUCAUGUAACCAGUUCACCUGAGGGAUCUGUAAAUACGUAGCUCAUUGAUGUCCUCCAUGUUUUAGUCUUAUCAGAUGCUAGACAGUGUGCAUAUGUUUGCAACAUUUCAGGGUUUUAUUUAUCGUAAGUUUUAUUCAGAUUUCUAUUCCUGAAGUACUUGUGACAUUAUGUGUUUUUGUCCUUUUAUUUUUAUUUUUUGAGCCAUUAUUUUGGGGUUUUACCAUUGUAUUGUGAGCAGGCGAGAACCUUUUGUACACUCAAAUAUUUGUCGGGGACAUUUAAAUUUAUUUUUUUUCUCACGGGCCUACAUCCUCUUGCUAUUAACCCUGUCAGUUCUGAGUUCCAGCGGCAGAUCGUAGAGUAGGUUACUUUGUUUGUUUUAUUGCAUGAUUCUAUGAUUGUAGCAUAGCAUUAGCUUUAAAGGAGGUAACAGGACAUAAGUCUUUUCUUUAUCGGUGAAGUGUGUGCAAUCUUGGAAUACAGUACGCACGAGUGGAAUGGUUUUUAGUGAUUUUGCCGGCAUGGGUUUUUUUUAUUUUAAUUUUUUUUUGUUACUUUUGUCUUUUUGCACGCACUCAGGAAAAACUAACUACACGGCUAGCUACAAUAUUUCCAUUGUGUGGCAUAUGUCAAUUAGAGCCUGAAAUCUCAUCAAGGAGAGUGUCUUAAGCUGAUCAUACACAUUAGAUUAGUACAGGCAGAACCACCAUGAUGUGUAAGGGAGGGGGGCUACCAGAGCUUUGCUGGUAUCUGUCCUCUGUGAGAGAAUGAAUGGGCUGUUGCAAACACCACCACUACCCCCCCCCCCCCUCCCCAAUAUUAGUGGACAUACGUGUUUGGCUGAGCCAACGAUGUAUGCCCACGGGGCGUUAGCUGUCAGUUGUAUAUAUUUCAGCUGGCUGGUAUCUAUAAAUAUGUGCAGCUUCAGUGUGUGCCCUCCUUUAUACAGGACGGGAAGACAGACAUUUUCUUCAUAAUUGAGAAUGUAACCUAUCAAUCGAGUAGGACAGCGUUUCCCAACCAGGCUACCUCCAGCUGUUGCAAAACUACAACUCCCAGAAAGCCUUUGGCUGUCCAGGCAUGCUGGAAGUUGUAGUUAUGCAACAGCUGAAGCACCCUGGUUGGGAAAGAGUGUACUAGAAAGUACAUUUACAUUUUAACAUGAAUAUCCACUCUUAGUUUAUUUAAAUAAGUUGCAAAUUCUGUGCUUAUUUCUUAAGGGUUAGGUCCGGGUGUGGCGGUAAAAUCCACAGCAGCAUGUUUAUGACUCCAGUGUCGGAGAUAAUAAAAAAAAAAAAAAAUAAUCUCAUACACCUGUCUGGCACUGUAAUCCAAUGCGGAUUUUUGCAUAGAAAACUGCAGUUUUUUUGCUUUAUCGAUUCCAAUGGGCUUGGACAGUCUCUGUAUGUUGGUAAAGUCCCUUUUUAAAGAGGACCUGUCAUCAAACCAUAUUUUCUAAAUAAACUCAGAUUACAUUCCCUACUCACUACUACUACUACUCCUAACACCCCUCCUGCCCUAAAAAAUAAAAAAAAAUUCCAAGCUUCAAAAAGCUGUGUAUCGUACCUUUCCCCUGCUCACAUUGUGUGAGCUCCCGGCAGAAGAAAGUGGGCGUUCCCCAGCAGGUGUGAUGUCACUGAAGCCUGCAAAAGCUGUGCCUCACCAUGCCCCACACGCACUUCCUGAGCUUGGUCUACUGCCAGGCCGGGAAGAGACCAAACUAACUGUUUGACUUGCAGCAGGGAAGAGAACAGAGCCACCUUGUGCCCGUUUUUUUCAAUCCCAUUAAAAACAUAUAGAGAAACAGAGAAUUUUCACAGCAAGUAAAUAGCAAAGUGUCUUAUAAUUACAUAAGGAACAAUAUAUUAAAUGUUGUUUGGUGACACAUACUCUUUAAUAAGUGGAUCAGUGAAAAGGGAAGAAGUCCAGCGCUCAGUCCAAAACGCUAUCAAAGAUCCAUCGAAAUAGUAUAGCAGACAAUGGAAAAGCAUUUGUGUUUUUGUGUCAUCACAUCUUCUGUACUAUUUUAAUGGUUCCUUAGUAAACUAUGACAUUUUAAAGUUAAACAGAUUUGUAAAUUACUUCUAUUAAAAAAUCUUAAUCCUUUCAGUACUUAUGAGCUUCU
Molecule: messenger RNA, 4582 nt
Organism: Hyla sarda
Lineage: Eukaryota; Metazoa; Chordata; Amphibia; Anura; Hylidae
Gene: PELI1
Product: pellino E3 ubiquitin protein ligase 1
Exons: 8
Coding region: 612-1871 (419 amino acids)
Biological process (GO): regulation of Toll signaling pathway; protein K48-linked ubiquitination
Molecular function (GO): ubiquitin protein ligase activity; protein binding
Source: RefSeq, a predicted model, not a curated record